AUGGCGACGCCAUCAUCCAAGCCGAACCCCGGAGCAACACCGACCUACCUGACUUCGUCGCCUCGUCCUGCCGGAGCGCAUCCGGCCCGGCCCAUUGCGCACAAGUCGCCAGCGGGGAGAACACCUUCAAUCUCCGGACCGGGCGGACAUAUCCAGCCUCCGGCCACCACCAACAGUAGCAGCAACAACCCCACCUCGGCGCACCACUAUGCCACCCCUCUCGCAGCGACCACGGGCGCCGACGACCCCGUCACCUUGAGCUCGCCGUCGGCGCUGCUCGCGCUCGGCGGCUACAGCGGGAUCAGUCCGUCGCCGGCAGGAAACGACGGCCUGGUGGGCGCGGGGAUGAACGACAACGAUAUCCAAGCGCUGGGCAUGCAGGGGCUGAAACUCGGUGGUGGCGGCGGCGGUGCCCGCGACAAUGACGAGGAGCGGAAGAGGCAUAUUGAGGAUGUGGUGCAGCUGCUGCGGACGCGCAUCGCGGGUCGCGGGGUCUGCCGCGAGGGCAUCGAGCGGUUGGGCCAGCUCGAAGGCUUCGAAUCGAUCUGGCAGGAGGACAGUCUCAGUAUCGCGGGGAACUUUGUGGACCUGGAAAUUGAGUUCCAUCGCGGCCAUAACGUGGUCAAGGAUGUGAGCUUGACUUAUGUGACGCCUGAAUCGACGGAUGGUGGGGAGCGGCGCGAGGAGGCCACGGCCGUGCUGAAGCGAGACCUGAUACAGUCGCCCGAGGACGGGGAGCGCGGCUCGUGGAAGCCCUUGACGGGGUUUCAUGAGAAUCUGCAGUGGCUGGCUCGUCAUGAUAGGCUCAGUCAGGAGGUUAACUGUUUCGAGGCGAUUGAGGGCCUGUAUGAAAGCUUGAAGCGGGUAUGGGAUGCGGAGUGGGAUCGCCGCAAGUUUCUGGGGGUCUACGAUCAUCUUUGCAGUGGCUGGGUUGGUCGGCCGUGUCUGCAUAAGGGGGGUCGCGUGGGGCUCAGUCUUGACUACUGGGUGCAGCAGGCUCGGGUACUUGAUGCGAAACAGGCGAGACAGAAGCAGGUUUCUGCAGACGAGAUGGCAGUCGAUCAGCCAGCGGAACAGGAAGAGGCUGGACGGAAGGGCAAGUGGAGUGUUGUGAUUGAGUGCGAGGAAGGCUAUCCAUCGCUUCGUGUGUCGAAAGAUUGGGUUGCGUCGGAGGUUCUGACAUCAAUCAACAGUGGCGGUGAUGGGCCAUCCUCGAGUGAGUCGGUAGGUUCUCAAGAAGUGGUGGUCAAUUGGGCUGAACCUCCUGAAACCUCGAUCUCAGCCACGCAAGGCGACUCGGAUGCCAUGGCGCUCGACUCGGGCAUGCUUGGCUCAUCUGCGCCCAACCGCCGCUUUGUGGCUAGGAUGGAACCCCCUCUGGACCUGCCCAUCCUGGCAGCGUCAGAUAUCUAUCGCCAUCUCGGCAUGCAGAUGCCCCAGGAGUUCAAGAUGGUAACCUAUGACGGGUUGCUGGCUCCUGGCUGGUCACCUUUGUCGGCAGCCGGUGCAAUGGGACUGGGGCCGGAAGAAGCCUCCCAGCUUGGUCGCAGAAGCCGCAGGAUGUCGCUCCAGACUAUUGACAAGGAUGGUAACCCUUGUACGAAGCAGCAUUGCUACACGUUCCAACCGUUUGAAUCUGUUGCAGGCCGGACUAUGAGAGACUUCCCCUUCUCACACCCAAGACAGCUUGCAGACAUACUUCCGAUCCUUCGACAGUACGCAUUCUUGGCGAACCUGAUCCGUAGCAUUUUUACCACCACAUCUAAACCUGACAACGACAAACUCCACGCCCAAGAAGAUUUGUCCAGAGGACUUUUCAACCCCUCGAAUUUCAACAGAUCACAGAUGUCACGGAAAGGCGACAUCAUCAUUCUCAGCAAUGACGAUCCUAACGAGAAGAAGUUGAACUCUUUGCUCGGGGGCUUGGGGCGAGGGGGUGCUCAUACCGCGGGCAAGGGGAAGGGUCCUACGGACGGAAGCUCUGACGAAGACUCGACCACCGAAGAUGACGUCAAAAUAGACGUGACACUGCGCACGCAGCUUGGCCAAGCCCCGGUCAUCAUGCUCCUGUUCACUGUGGACCACUCCGACGGAGAAUCAGUACGAGAUCAGGAGCUCCAUGCGCUGAGUAAAGUCUCAGUCAGUCUCGAAGUUGGACUCAACGGGCGCGUUGCCAUCAUUGAUAUGACUGGCCUGCUUGAUGAUGAAAACGACAAGGCGGACAAGGCGGACACUCAAGCAGCCGACAGUUCUGGUAACGAGCUACUAGAACUGCAAAAGACCAUCGCGCGGGUGUUGGAGGUUUCGCAAGACCUGGGGAUUCUGGUAGAGUGGGUUCUGAUGUGGCCGGCAGCUGAAUCAACCACCAUCUCCAACACGGAGAAUCUCAUGAAGUACAUGUCCCUCGACCAGCGGGGUAACAUUCAGGCCGAAUACAUCUGGGUUGACGCCACCGGUGGCUGCCGUUCCAAGACCAGGACCCUGUCCAAGACCGUCAAAUCCGCUGACGAACUCCCCGAAUGGAACUUCGACGGCUCUUCCACCGGCCAGGCUCCUGGUGACAACUCCGAUGUCUACCUCCGCCCCGUUGCUAUCUACCCCGACCCCUUCCGUCUCGGUGACAACAUCCUCGUCCUUUGCGAGACCUGGGACUCCGAUGGUACCCCCAACAAGUUCAACCACCGCCACGAGGCUGCCCGUCUGAUGGAGGCCAACUCCAAGGAGGAGUUCUGGUUCGGUCUGGAACAAGAAUACACCCUCCUUGGUAACGAUGGCUGGCCCUACGGAUGGCCCAAGGGCGGUUUCCCCGGUGCCCAGGGUCCCUACUACUGCGGUGUCGGAACCGGCAAGGUCUACUGCCGUGACAUUGUUGAGGCUCACUACCGUGCUUGCUUGUACGCUGGUAUCAAGAUCUCCGGUAUCAACGCCGAGGUCAUGCCCUCGCAAUGGGAGUACCAGGUUGGCCCUUGCCACGGUAUUGAGAUGGGUGACGAGCUCUGGAUGUCCCGUUUCCUCCUCCACCGCGUCGCUGAAGAGUUCGGCGUCAGAAUCUCUUUCGAGCCCAAGCCCAUCAAGGGUGAAUGGAACGGCGCUGGUCUCCACACCAACGUCUCUACCGCUUCCACUCGUGCUGACGGUGGCAUGAAGGCCAUCGAGUCCUACAUGAAGAAGCUGGAGGCCCGCCACGUUGAGCACAUUGCCGUCUACGGUGAGGGUAACGAGGAGCGUCUGACCGGCCGUCACGAGACCGGUAACAUCGACAAGUUCAGCUACGGUGUCGCUGACCGUGGUGGCUCCAUCCGUAUCCCCCGCCAGGUCGCCAAGGACGGCAAGGGUUACUUCGAGGACCGCCGUCCCGCCAGUAACGCCUGCCCCUACCAAAUUACCGGCAUCAUCGUGGAGACUCUUUGCGGUGGCAUCUAAGUGCGUUAGCACCUUACUCAAAAUGUGAACAACAUUUCUUCUUAGCGCUCGUAUACCCUCCGGCGUCGACAAGGAGUCAGAUUGCAACGCGGCCUGGUCAUGUGAGAGCAACUAUAGAAUUUCGCUUUUCUUCUUUUCUCUCUUCAUGAUGGUACCUCGGGGUCUUUUUACAUCCUCUCUCGUGCCAGCGCCUGUCGUGCAUUCGUUGUCCUGGUUGCUGGUCUUGCAUUUAUUCUUUUCUUACCUUGGGUUAUGUGUUACGUAUGGCAUAGAGGACUGAAUCUCGGAGGAGAAUCCGACAGUCUUUUGAAAUUGAAACUGGGGAUGAACUGGAAGGAUCAAAUAGCUUUAAAGGCCGGUUAGCACGGUCAGUAUUAUAGUGUUCGAAUAAUCAAUCGUUGAGAAUACAUCCUCGGGAUGUUGACAUAUCAAGCAAGC
Molecule: messenger RNA, 3861 nt
Organism: Aspergillus homomorphus CBS 101889
Lineage: Eukaryota; Fungi; Ascomycota; Eurotiomycetes; Eurotiales; Aspergillaceae
Product: glutamine synthetase
Exons: 7
Coding region: 1-3423 (1140 amino acids)
Biological process (GO): regulation of transcription by RNA polymerase II
Cellular component (GO): cytoplasm; mediator complex
Molecular function (GO): transcription coregulator activity; glutamine synthetase activity
Source: RefSeq, a predicted model, not a curated record